AUGCACUCGAGCGGCUGUGCCACACGGUGCUGCUGCCGCAGGUGGGGCGCGCAGCCCAAGCUGGUGCCCACGGUGAUUGUGUGGGCCCACGGCGGCAACCACGUGGAGCUGGAGGGCAGCUUCGACUCCUGGACGCAGCGCUACACCAUGCAGCGGUCGGGCAAGGACUUCACGCUGGUCAAGCUGCUGCCGCCGGGCGUCUACCAGUACAAGUUCAUCGUGGACGGCCAGUGGCGGCACGACCCCAACCUGACCUCCAUGUACGACGACAUGGGCAACAUCAACAACGUGCUGGAGGUGCAGGAGUAUGUGCCCGAGAACCUGGAGAGCCUGGUGGGCUUCGACCCGCCGCCCUCCCCGCCCAGCAGGCGAGCCACCCCUCCUCCCGCCACCGAGGACUUCCUCAAGGAGCCGCCCGUCAUGCCGCCGCAGCUGCAGCUGUCGUUGCUCAACGUGCCGCCCGCCAUGGACGCCAUCGCCGCGUUGCCGCGCCCGCAGCACGUCAUCCUCAACCACAUCUACCUGCAGCGCAUGACCACCAGCACGCAGGCCAUGGUGGUGGGCACCACGCACCGGUACCGCUCCAAAUACGUGACCACCGUCAUGUGA
Messenger RNA from Chlorella variabilis, 609 nucleotides. RefSeq lists its product as hypothetical. The transcript is spliced from 4 exons. Lineage: Eukaryota; Viridiplantae; Chlorophyta; Trebouxiophyceae; Chlorellales; Chlorellaceae. Gene Ontology annotation, molecular function: protein binding. The coding region runs from base 1 to 609 and encodes 202 amino acids. The record is from RefSeq and is a predicted model, not a curated record.